AUGGACGAAGAAGUCGAAACAACACGAAAGCUGAGAGCAGAUGCGAUGAAUGGGAGCGGCGAUGAGUGUCCCCUGAGCCCAAGGAGCGUACGGUCGGUUGAGUCUAACCAGCCGUUCCCUCCACUCAGCCCUGACCUCGAGUCGAGCAGCUUCACCGAGGAAGACUCUCGCGCAGAAGACAACGAUGAAGAAGAGCAGUCAGAGGCCAUCGAAGGCGUGGACACCGUGGACGAUAGAGAAGCAGAGGGAGACGAGCAGAUAUUAGAAGACAGAGGAACAGAAGAGGCGGAAUUCCUCUCUCAAUAUUCGCCGCAAGCCUCUGAAUCCGAGGAGGAAGAGGAGGAAGAAGGGAGCUCUCAGGAAGAAGACAGCUUCGCCGCCAUUGACCGGCCAUUCCUACGAUCAACGGUAUCUCUACCUCAUGCCUUUGCGCCGCCGUUCUACAAUCGACCUCCUACUCCUCUCCCUCCCUCGCCGUCGUUGACGUCGCUUCUUCGCCCGUCCUUCUCGGCAACCACGUCUCGUCCUACCACGCCUGACAGCUCAGAUGUCGAGACACCAAACGAUACCGAAGCUGCUGUGGCCAAGUCCGCGCGUAAUGCGACGACGGUGCCUCGAGCAAGCCCAAAGGUGCCUACAUAUGAAUACUACGGCUUCGUCUUGUAUCUGGCGUCAUCCCUCGCAUUCUUAAUGUAUUUGCUAUGGUCUUUUCUACCAUCCCCGUUUUUGCACAAUCUGGGAAUACACUACUAUCCGAAUAGAUGGUGGUCGUUGGCCAUACCUUCUUACCUGGUGAUGACGCUUAUAUACAUAUACGUUGCCCUCGCGGCGUAUAAUACCGGCUAUCUGACCCUGCCGAUGAACAGCAUUGAGAAUUUGGUCGAUGAUGCGGCAAAUAUAGCUGUAAUUGAUAGUAAAGGACGUCGUCGACCGGGAGGCUCAGCGAAGAUGAAUCCCGAUGCCGCGACGGCCCAGAUCAUGGGUUCGGGGAAGAGGAUACCGUGGGACCAAGUGUGGAAUGAAGGGACUGAUGCGGUCAUGGACAUACCCAUUGGGGGCGUGUGUGAGGUCCUUUACGGCAGUGAUGAUGCCAAUGAAGGUAACAGACAGUAUUCAUGA
Messenger RNA from Microsporum canis CBS 113480, 1119 nucleotides. RefSeq names its product PIG-P. The transcript has 2 exons. The record is from RefSeq and is a predicted model, not a curated record. Lineage: Eukaryota; Fungi; Ascomycota; Eurotiomycetes; Onygenales; Arthrodermataceae. The coding region runs from base 1 to 1119 and encodes 372 amino acids.